AGUCCGACUGAGAAAGAAAGUGAAACAGCUAAAGGACGACAAAUUUCAGGUAUAUACUUUCUCGGUUGCUGGGGAAUUCUUUUGCCGAAUAUGUGUUGGACCAACCAAAACCCUCGCGGGCGUCCCUGAUUGAUUUUGAUGCUGACGAUUGGGAUUAUACGAUUGGCCCAAAUUCAAUUCUUUGAUUUGGGGACGGAAUUCGUUUGCGCUAGUUAUUCAGAGUAGUAUUCUGGCUAGGGUUUCGAGAGAAUGAAGGCGAUGGAGGCCAUACAGGAUCUAAUUGAAGAGGCCAAGCUUCGAACUGUUUGGUGGGCUUUGUGUAUUUUCGCUGUUUCCUACUUCUUAACGCAUACAAGUAAAUCAAUGUGGAUGAAUAUACCCAUAUCAAUUAUGUUUCUUUCUGCACUACGCAUUAUUUUUAAUGAGGUAGAGUUCCGUUGGAAGGUUCGAUCAGUUCGUCCACGAACAUAUUUAUCUCAUUUGGAGAAGAAACAGUUGUCGGUGAAUGAUUCACGCCUUUCUACCAUGCCACCUCCGCCAAAAUGGAAAAGGAAAGUUGAUUCCCCCAUUGUUGAGGCUGCAAUGAGCGAUUUUAUUGAUAAAAUAUUGAAGGAUUUUGUAGUGAAUUUGUGGUAUUCAGAAAUUACGCCAGACAGAGAGUUCCCUGAGCAGAUCCGUGCAAUAAUCAUGGAUGCUCUUGGUGAAAUCUCAGGAAGGGUUAAAGAGUUAAACCUCGUUGACUUGCUAACUAGGGAUCUAGUUGAUUUAGUAGGGGAUAACUUGGACCUCUUCAGAAGAAACCAAGCUGCUAUAGGUGUUGAAGUUAUGGCAACACUGUCGUCUGAGGAGAGAGAUGAAAGACUGAAACACCAUCUUAUGGCUUCUAAGGAGCUGCAUCCUGCGUUGAUAUCUCCUGAGAGUGAGUACAAGGUUCUUCAACGGCUGAUAGGUGGAGUGUUAGCUGUGGUACUCAGACCACGAGAAGCUCAAUCUCCUUUGAUUCGAUCUAUCGCUCGUGAACUUGUAACUUGCUUGGUUAUUCAACCAGUUAUGAAUUUUGCAAGCCCUGGAUACAUCAAUGAGUUGAUCGAAUACAUUUUGCUUGCUGCUAAAGAUGACAACCUUAAAGGGGUAGGCAGUUAUCAGUCGACUAAUGUGGCGGUUCAUCCCCAUGAUCAUCCUCUCACUGCAGGGGGUGUAUGCAAUGAUGAUCCUAACUCAAGGAAAUAUUCAUCCUCUAAUCAAGGGACUGAUAUACCAGUGGCUGAAAUUGACAGUCAGAGAGAAACAUCCUUGGAAUAUAGCACAGAAGUGCGUAUGAAAUACCGGUCUGCUGAUUGGGCACGACACCUGGAGGCGGUGAACCAGAGAAGAACUGAAGUUCUUACUCCUGAAAAUCUUGAGAACCUGUGGACAAAAGGAAGAAAUUAUAAAAAGAAAGAGCACAAGAAUAUUAAAGCAGGUUUUCAAGAUCCUAUAGUAAAGGGUUCUGGAAUAGUAAGUGUUGUAUCUAGUAAAGAUCUGGGGAAGGAAAUGUUAACCAACAAGCCUGAAAUAUCCAUAGGAACGGAUGGUAUAGCUGUAAGGCAGCUAACUCAUGGACAAAGUAUUGAUAAUCUAUUAAGUGUUUCGGACGAAACUGGGAAACAGUUCCCUCAGGAUCAUAACAAGGAAUUCAGUUUUGGGGAAGGGCGGCUCGUUGACGAAUUGGAGUAUACUAGUAGUCUUGCAACUGAUGGAAAUAAAAGUCGGCUUAAGAGAUCCAAUAGUACUUCUGCUUUGAUAGCCCAACCUGGUGCAGAAAAGAAAUUUACAGAAGAGCCUGGAAGGCCCAUUAUUUCAGAGUUCUAUAGCCCCAAUUUUGGCUGGCGUAGUGAAGAGCAUAGUGGUAGGAGUGCUUCAGAUGUGGUGCUUUACAGUGAGGCACAGCAAGUUCCUAAGCUCAGGUCCCGGGUUAUGGGAGCAUACUUUGAGAAACUUGGGUCAAAAUCUUUUGCAGUUUAUUCAAUUGCAGUGACAGAUGCAGAAAAUAGGACUUGGUUUGUGAAAAGAAGAUACAGGAAUUUUGAGCGAUUGCAUCGACAUCUUAAAGACAUUCCUAAUUAUACGUUACAUUUGCCUCCUAAAAGGAUAUUCUCAUCAAGCACAGAGGACGCUUUUGUUCAUCAGCGCUGCAUUCAGCUUGAUAAAUAUCUACAAGAUCUCUUGUCAAUAGCUAAUGUUGCUGAACAACAUGAAGUGUGGGAUUUUUUGAGUGCUUCCUCGAAGAAUUACUCUUUUGGAAAAUCUUCCUCAGUUAUGAGAACCUUGGCAGUCAAUGUGGAUGAUGCGGUGGAUGAUAUUGUACGCCAAUUCAAAGGGGUUUCAGAUGGCUUAAUGCGUAAAGUUGUUGGUCCUUUACCCACUUAUGAAGCUUCUUCUUCAAUAUCCACCCGGAACUUAUCCUGGAAUGCAGAUGAGAUCAAUAAACAUCUUUCAAGUAAUAAUACCGUGGAAACUGCGAAUAGCUUUUCUGAUUAUGAAGAAGGCGACAAGGAUGAAAAUCAUGGCCAUGAGGAAGUCAAUAGUGAAAACACUAAUGGGUGGCAUUCAGACAAUGAAUUGAACUCUAAGAGUUUUCCACCACGGGUAGUCAAACAUGGCAAAGACCCUAGGAACUUAGGUUCUGAGAAGAGGCAUGAUUUAGUGGUAAAAUCUGGUAUACACCAGGCUGGAUUUCCAGCUGCAAAUCUUCCUUUAUUCUCAAAUCAUUUGGAGGACCCAGUUGGAAUGCCACCUGAGUGGACUCCGCCAAAUGUAAGUGUUCCUCUGUUGAAUCUAGUUGAUAAGGUGUUUCAGCUCAAGAGAAGAGGCUGGCUGAGAAGACAGGUCUUUUGGAUAUCAAAACAAAUAUUACAGUUAAUAAUGGAAGAUGCAAUUGAUGAUUGGCUCUUGAGGCAGAUUCAUUGGCUUCGGAGAGAUGAUGUUAUCGCUCAAGGGAUUCGGUGGGUUCAAGAUGUUCUUUGGCCUGAUGGCACAUUCUUCCUAAGAGUAGGGAACACUCGGAGUAACGAUGAUGAUGCUGAACUUAAUCAAAAACCUUUUCAAACUACAAGUCAAUUUGGUGGCAAUAAGAUCUCCACAUUGGUGUCUUUUGAACAACAGCUUGAGGCUGCUCGCAGAGCAAGUGAUGUCAAGAAAAUGCUAUUUGAUGGAGCUCCAACGGCCUUAGUCAGCUUGCUUGGGAAUAAUCAGUACAGGCGUUGUGCAAGAGACAUUUAUUAUUUCACUCAGUCUUCUAUCUGUGUGAAGCAACUUGGAUAUGGUAUAUUAGAACUAGUACUCAUAUCAGUUUUCCCCGAGCUGCGGAAUCUUGUUGUUGAUGUUCAUGAGAAGAUGAAUAUCCCACAAUCUGUAUAGGAUGUUUGCCGGUACAUUUCUCCCUAAACCUUACUCGCGAGAGUGUGGGGUGGGUUAUCUUCCCAGGGAUCAUAAGCCGAGAAUACUGAGAUCCUCUCCAAGGUUCGUAAGAUCACAUAUUAAGUUUACCUGUCACAGAUUCAAUGGCGUUGCAUAUAGUAUAUUCAUAUUAUCAGCAAACUGAAGCCACGCAUGUUCAAAUAUUCGGGAAAUUUUUUUCUUCCUGGGAAUGUGGGAAGUAGCCUUGACUCACAUUUCAACUGUAAAAAGUCAUAGAAUUGGAGCGUGUAUAGAAAUCAUCCUGUGUAUACGUAUCUUCUGCUAACUCGAGCCAUUCUCAUUUGACAGGGAAUUUUGUAUUGUUGCAUACUCUGAGAAACAAGUCAGUGAUAUUCUUUGUUCAUUUGCCAUUUUUAUAGGUUUAUAACAUUAGUGGUUACUCAAAAGAUUUUGGUUGA
Messenger RNA from Corylus avellana, 3857 nucleotides. RefSeq names its product phox domain-containing protein. Gene Ontology annotation, molecular function: phosphatidylinositol binding. The record is from RefSeq and is a predicted model, not a curated record. NCBI's taxonomy places the organism in Eukaryota, Viridiplantae, Streptophyta, Magnoliopsida, Fagales, Betulaceae.